GAUGUUCAACAUGGGUGUUGCACAAUUGCAAUUUAGUGUAACCUGCUCUGUAAAUGUCGAUUUCUUCAGCCUCCAUUCAAAUAGCAUUGUUUAAUAAUCGAUUCGGAAUGCACCAUAACAAAGCGAGGGUGUAUUAAUAGUUGAUGGCCAAGGGGGCGCGCGAGUUGGGUUCGAUCAAUAAGAACAACGGUGCACAUCCUCCCAUAACUCUUGAUUCUUCUCACGAACACAAUCGCCCGUGGGUCUCUGUUGUUGGGAUAUUUCUAGUGACGCCAGUGUGAAUUCGUAUUGCAAGUAUCACUCUUUAAUAAUAGUUCUGAUAUAGUUGACAGAGGUAUAACGAGUAACAACAACAACCACGACGCAGGAUUGUCAGCCAUUGUAUGACGAGGGGAAGAGCUGAACGUGUUGUCAACACAAUUUGAAAAAAGGGGGUGUUGAUCCAUUGAGACAAUUUUUUGUGCUUCCUGAAGUCUGCAGAAAAACAGGUCGACGUUGCAGCUGGAAAAGUUUGCAUCUAUAUGCCUAUACAACUGAACAUUUUGAAUGUUUGUUUGGGAGACUCGAGAACAUUUUCCUGAAUGUUCCACCUUUUGAAAUCUGUUAAGCCGGAAUGGAUUGGCAGUAUGAAUCGACAAGGAUUUUCCAGACAUUUCUUCGCAUCGGGGAUGAUCUGUUCUGAAUCUUCAGCUUUUCUCCAGUAAAUAAUAUAGAUAAUAGAGAAAUGGACAGCUCCAAUUCCAUUUUACCACUGUAUCACCCACGUAUUAUUCACCGACCAGCCUACAGAGUAGGAUAUUUAAACGUGGAUUUGUGGCUCUUCGUCUUCGGCAUUUUCAGCACCGAUCAUGGCCGUGCGGACAACUUUCCUACAACUGUUGCUAAUCACUGCAGCGGCCUUGAUACUGCCGGUGUAUUUCGCUGUUUGGAAGUUCCUCAUAGUGGAUCCGAUUUCUCAAAAGAGGUUACGAUAUCAAGAGUUCUAUUUGCGGGAUAAAAUGGCAAGGGGACCGUUCCUAAACGUAGGCCGACCUCAUUGGCAGGGAUCUCAAAUUCCAAAUCAAUCUUUAGACACCGUCAAGAAAAUGGCGCAAAUAAAACAGAAACCCGAAAGUUUGUCUGAGAAAACUCUAGCGACUGAUACGAACCAGAACCGCAAGGAUUCCAAGUCAUUGCAAACCUCUCGCAAAACAGACGACGCACUGUCCAAAUCGAGGUCGCCUGUGGAUGUGCGAAAAGAGAAAUACCAGAACGUGGAUUAUGGGCAAUCGUGUAAGUUUCUGAAGACAUCAAAGGGACUACAUCGAGUCUGCAUUGAUCGGUACAGCAAUGGAUCAAGAGGCAGGCUGACAGCAAAGGCUGUUAUGGCACAGAAGCGGUAUUACACCAAGAAACCAGUACUAGUAUCGCAUGAUGUACCGAAACCGGAUGCCGGGGAAAUCGGGAAAGAAAACUCAGAUGACGGAGAGAUGACACAAAGUCCUGUAGUAAGGAAUAUCGAUAUGAAACCGCGCCGACACCGGGAUGCCACCGUCCCGUCCCGCAUAUCGAAACCUUCUACCCGUGGCAUUCUGGAUAAUGCUCUGUGGUUAUCUUACAUAGAUCCUCACGAUUACAGAUACCUGGUCAAUCCCGCCACAACCACCUGUCAGACACACGACCGUAUUGACUUGCUGGUACUUGUGACUUCUCAUCCGAACAACAACGAGAGGCGUGCCGUCAUCCGGGAGACGUGGGGAGCUCCGCGCGGGAGCACGGCUCUGUCCGCCGAGGUCAGGGUUCGCUUCCUUCUCGGAGUCACGAACCUCACCAGCGGACGAACUCUACCUAGCGACCUGCAGAGGGAGGUGGAAGAGUAUGACGACCUAAUUGUGGAGGAUUUCCUGGAUUCCUACCUGAACCUGACCACCAAGACCGUGAUGGGACUCAAGUGGGCCAGCCGCUUUUGCCCCGACGCCCGCUACGUCAUGAAAACCGAUGAUGAUAUCAUCGUCAACAUACCAAAGAUUCUGGCGUUCCUACACACUGCGCCGAGGAGAGUACUCAUCGCUGGCCGCUUGGCCAAGUCGUACCCCGUGCUCCGUGAUAAAUGGGAGAAAUUCUACGUGCCCAAAGACAUCUACUCGAAAUCAACGUACCCGGAUUAUUGUGUGGGACUUGGCUAUAUCAUGUCCACGGACUUGGUGAACAGGUUGUACCUCCAGUCUUUACUGACACCUCUCUUUCCCUGGGAGGAUGUAUACGUUGGUAUCAUGCUGAAAGAAAUUGGGAUCAUACCAAAAGACAUCAAGAAUUUCUAUUACUUCAACGGGGGUAGUUUAUUCCAGGGGGAUGCAAUACUUGUCGCACCUAAAAAGACGCUGUACCGGUUGAGGUCAUUUUACAUGUUGGACGGCCUAACCCCGACCCAGACACGAAUAUUGUGGAAGCAAUGGCGAGGCUAGCUUUGUGGAUUCCACCUGGACCAAGUCACCAUUGCAGGAUUUGACCUGGAUGGAACAAUCAUUACCACAAAGUCGGGAAAAGUGUUUGCUACAAGUGCCGACGAUUGGAGGCAAGUUUUCCGACAUGCAUGUACAUCCUAAUAUAUCAUUAAAUAUUACGUACAAAUGAAGGCCUUUGCCACAAACAACCAGUGCUGUAGUCAAGUACUUUUAUCGGAGUACAAAGUGUUGCGGAGUACCAACCUAUCGAGUAACCACGAGUACUUUGACCCUUUGGAACGAGUACACGUACCGGUACCUGAGUCGAGGUACUUGGACCUUCCAGUACAAGUUUUGUGAAGCUGAGUCUGAGUGCCUGCACCUCUGAUUACAAGUCUGAGUAACUGGGCCUCUGAGUGCAA
Patiria miniata (bat star) is the source of this 2845-nucleotide messenger RNA. Its product is annotated as N-acetyllactosaminide beta-1,3-N-acetylglucosaminyltransferase 3-like. The transcript is spliced from 3 exons. The record is from RefSeq and is a predicted model, not a curated record. NCBI's taxonomy places the organism in Eukaryota, Metazoa, Echinodermata, Asteroidea, Valvatida, Asterinidae. Gene Ontology annotation, cellular component: membrane. Bases 849 to 2444 code for a protein of 531 amino acids. Gene Ontology annotation, molecular function: hexosyltransferase activity.